UUUAAUGGUGCUUUAAAAUCUUAGGAAAUUUUACCGAGCCUUAUAUUUGGACAAUCUUUGCGAAAAAUAAAAGGCCAUAAGAUAAAGCUUCACAAAAAAAAAAAAGAAAAAAGAGAAAAUAAAGAAGAGAAAAGAAAAGAAUAAGAAAAGAAAGAAAGCCUAGACAACAAAUACGAACCGUUAGAUCAAACUUGAUCCAUCGGCAGAGGAACUGGAAAUAUUUGCCCUAAAGUUUUAUUGACUUCGCUGCACUCGUCUUGUUCGAUUUCUCCAUAGAUUGUUUGGGGUGCAAAAGAAAAUUGUCAGAUUAACGAGGAAGAAAGGUAGCAAUGAGUCGGAGCUUAGGAAUACCGGUGAAGCUUCUACACGAAGCGACAGGGCAUAUAGUAACUGUAGAGAUGAAGAGCGGAGAACUUUACAGAGGAAGUAUGGUUGAGUGCGAGGACAACUGGAAUUGCCAGCUCGAAAGUAUCACUUACACUGCUAAAGAUGGAAGGGUGUCACAACUGGAACAUGUUUUUAUCAGAGGCAGUAAAGUCAGGUUCAUGAUAAUUCCAGAUAUGCUUAAGAAUGCUCCCAUGUUCAAGCGUUUAGAAGCUAGAAUUAAGGGCAAAGGUUCUUCACUUGGUGUUGGACGGGGACGUGCUAUGGCCAUGCGAGCUAAAGCUCAGGCAGCAGGUCGUGGAGCAGCACCUGGUCGUGGUGUUGUACCCCCUGUAAGAAGAUGAUUGUCCCACACGGGAUUUCAUGUGAUCUGGUUUUGAGUUCUUAAGUUGUAUUGGCAGUAAGCUUCUGCUCCCUUGUAAUUUAAAUAUUAAGGAACAUUCGGUGUAGAAUUUUGACUUCCUAGUCUAGAUAUGACUUGAGAGAGCUGGACAAUUGAGUGACUUUCGGAUGGCUGCCAUAAAUUAUAGUAAUAUGGAUUGGCAUAGUUUCUCUAUCAA
Molecule: messenger RNA, 944 nt
Organism: Capsicum annuum
Lineage: Eukaryota; Viridiplantae; Streptophyta; Magnoliopsida; Solanales; Solanaceae
Product: small nuclear ribonucleoprotein SmD3b
Exons: 5
Coding region: 330-728 (132 amino acids)
Biological process (GO): spliceosomal snRNP assembly; RNA processing
Cellular component (GO): U4 snRNP; spliceosomal tri-snRNP complex; U5 snRNP
Molecular function (GO): RNA binding
Source: RefSeq, a predicted model, not a curated record